Molecule: messenger RNA, 246 nt
Organism: Trichoderma harzianum CBS 226.95
Lineage: Eukaryota; Fungi; Ascomycota; Sordariomycetes; Hypocreales; Hypocreaceae
Exons: 3
Coding region: 1-246 (81 amino acids)
Source: RefSeq, a predicted model, not a curated record
AUGAAGAACUGGCCUAUUGCCACCCUCAAUCCUAAUAAUCUCAGGAAGAUAUCGAGUACAUGGAGCGCCAAGGGAAGAAGUGGUUCUCCUCCGCCUAUGCUUGAAGCGGGAGACUCUGGCAGCGCCAAGAUGCCCGAGGAGAACAUCGUCGUAACGACUCAGAAUGAUCUCCUCCACGGCGUUGGUUCGCAAUUUGCCACCAUUGAUGACUCGAUCAAAAACAAGGGCAUCCACCCAAAACUCUGA